This is a messenger RNA of Hemisphaericaspora subhashii, 1791 nucleotides long. RefSeq lists its product as uncharacterized. Gene Ontology annotation, molecular function: monoatomic cation transmembrane transporter activity. Gene Ontology annotation, cellular component: membrane. The coding region runs from base 1 to 1791 and encodes 596 amino acids. The record is from RefSeq and is a predicted model, not a curated record. The transcript is spliced from 2 exons. Gene Ontology annotation, biological process: monoatomic cation transport; intracellular calcium ion homeostasis; transmembrane transport. NCBI's taxonomy places the organism in Eukaryota, Fungi, Ascomycota, Pichiomycetes, Serinales, Debaryomycetaceae.
AUGAAGCUAUCCCGUCGAAUAUUGGUCUCCACACUACUCAUCGCCAUAACCUUAGCUGCUAAAUCUGCACCCUUAGAUGACCCCGAUUCCAAGCAAUGUUAUAUCCCCAAAUUGACAGGAGAUAAUUGCCGAUAUAUAAGGAAACAUUGCGAUUCGUCAUAUUUCACAUUAUCAGCAUGGUAUUAUUGUUCAUCAUCUUCAUACCCAUGGGAAUUGGCAUUAGGCGGUCUUUCAUUAAUAAUUCUAAGUUUGUUAACAUUAAUCCUAGUUUCUUUGAGUAUAUUGGUUUCAAAUUAUUUAUUUCGUGAUUUGAAUGAAUUAACUAAGAUUUUGGGAAUAAAUAAUCAAAUAUUGAGUUUUAUUUUGGUGCCUCUAACCAACUCAUUUCCGGAUUUAAUUAACUAUUUCGUGGCUUUGGAUUCGAAUUCGGCAGAUUUGGUUAUUGGACAAAUUGUUGGGUCGAUUGCUAUUAUGUUUACUGUUAUAAUUGGAUUAAUUUGUAUCUUUGGUCAUAAUUUCAUAGUGGAGCAACCGCGAUUGUUAACAAUUGAUUUGGCAUGGGUUUUGAUAAUCAUUACUUUAUUUCUGAUUAUAUUAUCAGAUGGGAAAAUUACCCUUGUGGAAAGUGUAAUUAUGUUAACCACCUAUGUUGCAUAUAUCAUAUUCUUAAUGUUGUUCGAUAAAGAUAAAUUACGAGAUUUUGAUGAAGAAUUACUUAUCGAACAUGAAGAUCAUCAAGAUAUUUUGGAACAACCCUAUAAUAUCGAAGAUGCAAUGAGUAUCCUUGCUGCAAGAAGAAAAAACAAUCGACCAGCCAUAAUUUCAAGGCCAUCUUCACUUCGAACUGUUUCCCUGCCACAAGUCCCAAGAAGGGUUGCUUCACCAAUGAGAACAUCUGCAUCAUCUCCAGUAAAACAAAUGGCGAGGUCUGUAUCUUCUUCAGUUAUUUCUCCGCCAGGAUCGCAACCAUCAUCACAAAAGCCAUCACCUGAAGGAAAACCGAAGGGAGCUUAUGGUGAUUUUUUGACAGUCACCUAUGAACAUCCUGACGAAACUACUCCGUUAGGAACACCUAGUCCCGCACCAGAAGCUGCACAAGAAGCUGCACAAGAAGCUGAACCACAGAAGCCAGAGAAAUAUCAUUGGAUUGAAUACUUUUUCAUUGCAAUUGAAUUUGUGUUGUUUAUGUUAGUACCGGUGCAUAAAGAUGUUGAAGAAGAUAGUUAUCAUUGGAAAUCAAAAUUUAAGAAAUAUUGGUGGUUAAAAUAUUGGUAUCUUAUAGAAGUUCCUUUAUUACUUAAUUUUGAAGUUUUCAAUUAUUCAUAUUGGUAUGUAUUACCGGGGAUUCUAAUUUAUAUUCCUAUAGUAUUGCUUAUUGUUCCUCAUGUUAAAGACAGUCAUAUUGUUAUUGUUAUUACUUCAGUUGGGAUUGUCAAUAGUUUGGUAAUCGUUUCCAUGAUGUCGAUUGUCCUUUUACAAUUAUUAAAGAAUUUAGGAUUGAUUUGGAGAAUAUCGGAUUAUAUAUUAGGAUUGAUUGUAUUUUCAGUGAGUAAUUCUGUGAAUGAUUUGAUAACGAAUUUGACAUUAGCAACCAAGAUCAAUCCAAUAUUGGGUAUAAAUUCAUGUUUGGGUACGCCAUUGUUAUUAAUCUUAUUAGGUGUAGGGAUUAAUGGAGCAGUCGUGACAUCUAGAACAAAGCAUCCCGUCAAAUUUCAUUUGACUAAUAAUAUAAUAAUCAGUACCUUUGCAUUAAAUUGGGAUAUACAUUACUUGCAUGGUAUGUUAUUAUAA